This is a messenger RNA of Tetrahymena thermophila SB210, 1413 nucleotides long. Its product is annotated as endoplasmic reticulum oxidoreductin 1. Gene Ontology annotation, cellular component: endoplasmic reticulum; endoplasmic reticulum membrane. The record is from RefSeq and is a predicted model, not a curated record. Gene Ontology annotation, biological process: protein folding in endoplasmic reticulum. Gene Ontology annotation, molecular function: FAD binding; thiol oxidase activity; protein-disulfide reductase activity. NCBI's taxonomy places the organism in Eukaryota, Ciliophora, Oligohymenophorea, Hymenostomatida, Tetrahymenidae. The transcript is spliced from 7 exons.
AUGGAUCCAUAAAAAGUAAAGAGAAGAACAAGAUUCGUUCUUAAGUUAUGGGCAGCAGCAGCAGUGGUUUACUUCUCAUAUGUUUAUCUAAUCCCACAAACUUUUAAUUACAAAGGAAAGAUAGAUGAUUGCUGUUGCGAAGCAGAGCUUGUUCAAAAUACUAAUUAAAAAAUUUAUUAAAAAUUAGAUGAAUUAUCACAUACAAAAUUUUUUAGAACAUUUAAAGUUAAUAUUGAUACUGAAUGCAAAUUUUUCAGUGUUGAAGGUAUUUGCAAGAGCUAAGGAUGUUCAGUUUGUAGAUGUGAUGAAAAUAAUAUUCCUUUACCUUGGAAAAAAACAGAUUUCAUACAAUAAUCAAAAUAUGAUUAUGCUGACUGGGCAUAAGAACCAGAGGUUAAAAUUACAGAUGAGUGGUAAUGGAGAGUUGAAGAAUUUAACGAAAGUGAAGGAAGUUAUGUAGACUUAAAAGACAACGUAGAAGCUUUUACAGGAUAUCAAGGUUAGAAUAUUUGGAAAUUGAUUUAUGAAGAAAAUUGUUUCUAAGGAGAAGAUUUAUGUUUAGAGUAAAGAGCCUUGAACAGAAUAUUAAGCGGACUGCAUGCUAGUGUUAGCACAUAGUUAAGCGAACUUUACAUAGAUUUUAAUAAAAAUAGAACAAAAAUGUAUCCAAAUUGGAAAUUAUAUUUUGAAAAAGUAGGAAAUUAUCCUGAAAGAAUACAUAAUUUAUACUUUUAUUAUUCUGUUUUACUUCGCGCUAUUAACAGAGCUGAAAGUGUUAUCAGAAAUUACAACUUCACUACUGGAGACUUCUAAGAGGAUGCCAAAACAUAUUAAUUAGUUGGCGAUAUACUAGAUUACACAACAAGUUAGUGUGACCAGCCAUUCCACGAAGAAAUAUUAUUUAAUACAGAUCAAGGAAGAAAAUAUAAGAAACACUACCAACAAUACAUCCACAACAUAACUAAAAUUAUGGAUUGUGUAGAGUGUGAAAAGUGUAAAGUUUUUGGAAAAAUGCAAGUUUAUGGUAUAGGUGUUGCACUGAAAAUUUUAUUUUCUGAUGAUUCUUCUACUUAGAUUUAAAAGCUUUAGAGAAACGAAUUAAUCACUUUAAUAAACGCUUUUGUGAAGUGUGCAAGCAGUUUGGAUGUUGUAGAUAAAAUGUUUUAUAGAAGAUUUAAAUCUUAUUUCAAUAUUGGAUUAGCGUUGUUUAGCUCCUCACUAUUUUUUAUGGGCUUCUUAUACUUUGCAAUGGAAAUUCAAGAAAAGUAUCUUGGUCAGAAAAUUAAAAAAAUGUUUUAACAUUUCCCCACAAAUAUACCUGACCCAAAUAAAAAGAAAUAAGCUGCAAUAGCUCAGUAAUAAGAAUUAGCAAGAAAACAAAUUUUUGGAGAAGGAAAAGCCAAAGAUGAUUGA